UCGCAAUGACAUAUGUCUCGUGAUAGUUACAGAUGUAAAAAUAUAUAAGACUUUUUGAUGUAGUUAAAAGAAAAUGUUUGAACAUUCUGUAAAAGUUCCAAGACAUUAUAAAGUAGCUGCAAAUAUUUUUAAAAAGGUUGCCACAGAAGGCGGUAGUGUCAAAAAUUUGCUGUACGACGAUAAAUUAAAGCAUUUCAGAACUAAUGUGCUUUACGCACUUAUAACAGAGACAAUUAAACAUGCGACUGAUAUUGAUAAAAUAUUUGAAAAUUGUGGUAUUUUGGCGAAAGAGCAGCGGCUAGAUCCUUGGCUUGCUAAGAUUCUUACCGCAGAGUUGCUUUUUGGCAAAAAGGCUCUGCCUGGGAAAAGCAAACCUGAACUGACAAUAUUAUCAUAUAAAGAACAGUUUGAGAACUUUAGGAGUGAAAAUCCAGAUGAAGUGAAAUCUAAAGUUGUUCACAGACCGCGGUACGUCAGGAUAAACACGAACCUUUUAACCACAUCGGAUGCUAUAAGAGCAUUCCAAGACGAAGGCUACAAGUUCAUAAGAUGUACAUCAGGGUCCUAUGAUGAUUACUUGAAGCAGAUCCAGGGUUUGACGGAGUACGACUUCACUCAGGACUACCAUGUGAAAACCAUGUUUGUGUUUGCACCAGGAACCAAGUUCCACGACCAUGAUCUGUACUUGAAUAAUCAAAUUAUUUUGCAAGAUAAGGCUACAGCCCUAGCCGUACACCUGCUCGCCCCGCCAUCUGGCAGCACUGUAUUAGAUAUGUGUGCUGCUCCAGGUAUGAAGACCACACAAGUUGCUGCAUAUCUUCGAAACCAGGGUAAGGUAUACGCUGUUGAGAGGAAUGAUCAGAGAUAUCAAACACUGUGUCAAUUAGUUGAGAGCACUUCAUCAAAAUGUGUUGAGACCAUACAUAAGGAUGUACUGGAGAUUAAGAGAGGUGAUUUAGAUGAUGUGGAAUACGUCCUGCUGGAUCCCAGCUGUUCAGGAUCUGGUAUGGAUUUUUCUGUCCACAACUACAUCGAAGACACGAGGCUGGCCAAACUAACCUCGUUGCAAGAGAAAUUUCUAAAACACGCAAUGAACGCGUUCCCGAAUGCAAAGCGCAUCGUCUACAGCACGUGCUCGAUAUUUCCCGAGGAAAAUGAACGGGUUGUGACAAACGUUGUGAAGACUUCAAGGGCUAAGUGGAGGGUGCAGGAUGUUAAGGAGCUGUUGAAAAACCAGUGGAACAACUACGGCUCAGGAAUGUAUGGCAGUAUGGGUACCAGGUGUCUAUACGCUAGACCGGAUACCGAUAUGACAACUGGAUUCUUCCUAGCCGUCUUGGACAAAGACCAAAAAGCCCGUGACGAUGAGGGGAAAACUCUUGAUAUUGACGAUAAUAAAGUCAAAAGUAUCAGUAAAGACAUCUCUAAUGGCAAAGCAGUUCAUGAAGCUGAAUAUGGAUCAACCUUACAAUUAGAUGAGGUUAGUGACGUCAUAGUGAAGAAAAAAAAGAAAAAAGAGAGAAUACGUUCAGAAAAUGAGAGCGAUAUCAAAAAUAAUAUUACUGAAAUAGAAUCUGACUUAACGAAAGGUGCGGUCGAAACUAAAAUGAAGAAAAAGCACAAAAAGAGCAAAUCCAAGGACGACGGUAAUGAUCAAGAGUUCAAACAAAGUGUUACAGAAGAAGUGAUUGCAGAAUAUCAUCAGGAUAUAACUGAAGUAGACCAUUCAGAUAGAAUAGAAAAUAUUGAAACCAAGAAGAAGAAAAGAAAGAAGAGUAAAACUUUAGAUCAUGAUACGGGCGAAGAUGACAACUUGAAACAAAAUCACGAACCAGAAGACGACGGUCUAGAAGAACCUUCAAAGAAGAAAAAGAAGAAAAAUAGAGAUAAAGAAGAAUCUAUAGCAAAUGAUGGUUCUGUUCCAAAUCACUUAGAUUUUACAGAAGAUAAUGUACAAGAGAAGAAAAAGAAGAAAAAGAAAAAGCAUUUGGAUUAAUGACGGAAAUUUUGUAACUUUUUAUUUUUUUUUUAAGAAUAAAUGAUAAAAGGAU
This is a messenger RNA of Danaus plexippus (monarch butterfly), 2051 nucleotides long. RefSeq names its product 28S rRNA (cytosine-C(5))-methyltransferase (gene Nsun5). Bases 74 to 1996 code for a protein of 640 amino acids. Gene Ontology annotation, cellular component: nucleolus. The transcript is spliced from 6 exons. The record is from RefSeq and is a predicted model, not a curated record. Gene Ontology annotation, biological process: rRNA base methylation. Gene Ontology annotation, molecular function: methyltransferase activity. NCBI's taxonomy places the organism in Eukaryota, Metazoa, Arthropoda, Insecta, Lepidoptera, Nymphalidae.